Molecule: messenger RNA, 4224 nt
Organism: Lepus europaeus (European hare)
Lineage: Eukaryota; Metazoa; Chordata; Mammalia; Lagomorpha; Leporidae
Gene: ATG10
Product: autophagy related 10
Exons: 9
Coding region: 64-843 (259 amino acids)
Biological process (GO): macroautophagy; protein lipidation; protein modification by small protein conjugation
Cellular component (GO): intracellular anatomical structure
Molecular function (GO): Atg12 transferase activity
Source: RefSeq, a predicted model, not a curated record
CGCCCCGCCCCGCCUGGCCGGGCGCCGGGGCCGGGCGCCGAGCGGAGCGGGUUAUCCUUUGACAUGGAACAAGAUGAGUUCUUUGGGGAGAAAGCAUUCCAGCAUUGUUGUGCAGAAUUCAUCAAACAUUCACAACUGAUAGGCGAUGGAUGGGAAUGGAGAAUGUCUAAGGACUGUUCUGAUGGCUACAUGUGCAAAACUCAUUUGCAAAUUAAAAACGGGACUGUGGCGCCUCGCCCAAGACCAUCUGCCCAUGAACAGACGGGUCUUCCCAUGGAGGAAGCUGCAGAGCUGCCCUCGGACGAUGCCGAAGCUCCCGAGGUGGCAGCAGUGUCACAGGUGAUACGAUACGAGUAUCACGUCUUAUAUUCCUGUAGCUUCCAGGUGCCCGUGCUGUACUUCAGGGCGAGCUUUUUAGACGGGCAGCCUUUGACCCUGGAGGAUAUCUGGGAAGGAGUCCACGAGUGCUACAGGACACGGCUGCUGCAGGGGCCGUGGGACACCAUCACCCAGCAGCUUUCUGCUAUGGCCUGGGAAAGCAGAGGAAGAUGGCCCAAGUCCUUGGGCCCCUGCACCCCAGUGGGAAUACCCAGAGGAAGCUCCUGGCUCUUGGCUUUGGAUCAGCGCAGCUCUGGCCGUUGCAACCAAUUGGAGCAUCCAAUACUUGGCCAACCCUUUUUUGUACUCCAUCCUUGCAAGACAAAUGAAUUCAUGACUCCUGUGUUAAAGAAUCCUCAGAAAAUCAAUAGGAACUACAUCACCUCGUGGCUGAGCGUCGUGGGGCCGGUGGUGGGGCUGAACCUACCUCUGAGUUACGCCCAGGCCGCCUCUCAGGACAUGUGACACGUGGACAUGAAGGGGCUGAAAUGAGGAGAAAGCUGCAAUUGUGUCUUUAGAGCGUCUAUAUCAGUGCCUUUCCGUGGAAAGACACGGCCUUUGGAAUCACUCGAGGACUCGGGCAGCUACACACGCCACCUUGGGAAACAGCCCUGGUGAUGCCGAUGCACACAGCACACGUCCUGGGGGAGCUCGCAGACCAAGCUGACUGUGCCGUCGCUCUGUCUCCAGAGGCCUUUUGUAGCCCUGCACACACAGGAAUUGUCUGGGUGUUGCAGGUGCUCUUCAGCUGACCAUGGUGUUAACUCCUGACAGCUUCAUCAGAAAACAAACGCUUGGCAAGCAGCACUCACUCAGUCCCCCUACCCUCCCCAACGCAGCUUUGCCCACUGUGCCCAUGAAACUUGUACUAGCCUACAGCUGGGUGAAACCAUGUUGCACAAACCCUGUUUUUUAAGAAAUGCACUUAAUUUAUUUGAGAGACGGAGGGAGAGAGAGUUAAGAGAGGGAACUCCCAACAGCUGUUUCACUCCCCAAAUGCCUUCUGUAGCCCCUACCUGGAGCCAAAGCUGGGUUCUAGCAACCCCAUCCACUUGGACUAUGAGCUGCAGUCUCCCUGGGUGCACAUGAGAAAGAAGCUGGUGUCGGGAGUGGAGCUGGGACUGGAACCCAGCACUGCAGUAUGGGAUGCGGGCAUCCUAACCAGCACCUGACCACUAGGCCAAAUGCGUGCCCCACAGUGUAUACUGGUGCACACUGACGGGCGUUUUGUAGGCAUGAGGAGAUGCAGAAGCAGAUUCUCCAAAACGUGCUGGCAGCACAGUUCAGGGUGGAGUGUCAGCAGCUUUCCCUCGUGAUCUCAUGGCUGCCGGGACCUGUGCUCACUGCCCCUGCUCAGCGCCAGGAGUGAGCCUUUUCCCACAUAUCCCUGGCCUGGGAGAAAGUCAAAGUGCAACAGCCUGGGCUGGCAUUCUGGCGGAGUGGAUUAAGCCAUCACCUGUGAUGCCGGCUUCCCGGAUCAGAGUGCUGGUUUGAGUCCCCACUAUGCUGCUUCUGAUCCAGCUUCCUGAUAGUGUGCCUGGGAAAGCAGCAGAAGAUGGCCCAAACGCUUGGGCCCCUGCACCCACGUGGGGAGAUGGAGCUCCUGGCUCUUGGAGUCAGCCUGGACCAGACCUGGCUAUUGUGGCCAUCUGGGGAGUGAACCUGUAGAUGGAAGAGAUACCCUUCCCCCACACACCUCAGUCAAAUUAAUCUUUCAGAAAGAAAUCAAAGGUUGGCUUCUAAUGAAGGCUUAUCACUUUCACAUCAUCCUAAAGUUGAGAAGUCCUAAGUGGACCCAUCCUAAGCCAGGGACCGCAUGUAGGUGGACAGUAGGGAAGCCUAGGACACUGGUUCAUGGCUGCUGCAGCUGGAACGUGAGCUGUGUCUGCCGCAGUGCGUGUUGAGAUUGGAUUCCCAGGGCCACCACGCUGAGAGGCAGUGGGGCCUUCCACGGGCAUCACUCAGUCCUCAAGACACUAAGGCAGCCCUGGGAGAGCUCAUUCUGGAGAGAGCCGGUGUGGUCAGCAGGCCGGGCCCCAGGUCCCCUGUUCUGACGGCACCUGCUUCCCCGUCCAUUUUCUCAGAUUUCCCAGUCUCCAUAAAUAUGAGUCAAAAUAAAUGUCUUUGCUUAUAAAUUACCCAGGCCCAGGUACUUUGUGAUAGCAACAGAAGACAGACCAUGGCCCGCUUGUGGGGAGCCAGGUGGGAUGAAGGGCUUAUCUGCCGUGACAGCACCCCCAGUGCCCAUCGGCAGGGGAAGGGCUGCACAUUCACAAAGGGAACGGAGGUGGGGAAAGGGUUAACGCGAUCUGCUAGGAAAGCUUAAAGUGAAUUUUAAAUCGCUGAGCUGCACAUAUUCCUGCUUACGUGCUUGCAGGGCAUUUUGGUAUUUACCACGGAACGGCUUUCCCACCCGCACCAGGGGUUCCUCCCGCCACGCUCCCCAGAGUAAACGCAGACUUCUCAGCAAGCCCUGUGUCCAGCCAGGCCAUGACCGGAGCACAGAGCACAGAACGCUGUGUCCUCUGGGUGUCGGCAGUCUGGAGGCACUGCUUCUCCUGUGCCAGCGGAUCCUGAGACGGCCCAGCAGCAGCCCGCACUGGGUUUCUUAAAAAGAUUCAGGUUUCUUCUCUCUGCUCGGUGAAGACCUAAAAGUUCAUCAGCAGCAGCAGGAAGUUCUGAAGACAGGGAAGUCCCACCCUUGCCCCCAACACCCACACAAAUACAUCUCCUCAGGCAGCGCCACUUUCAGAAUUUUUUCACAUAAAAAACCUUAAUUUGGGCUUGACAAAAUGUUCCCAUUUUCAGGGGCAUACAUUUGGCACAGUGGCUAAGAUGCGCAGGGCAAGCCCACCUCCCAUAUCAGAGUGCCUGGUUCACGUGCAGGCCUUCUGCUUCUGCUUCCAGUUCCCUGCUAAUGUGCACCCCAGGAGGGAGCAGGUGAUGGCUCAAGUGCUUGGGUCCCUGCCACCCAUGUGGGAGACUUGGAUGGAGUUCAGGGCUCCUGGCUUUGGCCUGACCCAGCCCCACUGUUGCAAACAUUUGGAGAGUGAACCAGCAAAAGGAAGAUCUGCUGGCUGGCACCUCAGAGCUGGGUCUGGAGGCACACUGAGAAUCUGUGUUUGGCUCAAAAGUCACCAAGAGCCAUUCAAGUAGAGAAGCUAAAAUGAUGCCAUUUGUGUCUUAGGAAGAACCUGCACUUUUGAAAUGACUGUUGCAUAUAAUUAACCACACAUAUACUUUGUCCAUGUUUUGUUGUUUGUACCAGCCAAGGAGGGCAGAGGAGGGGCUGGGACACUUGGCUUUUUACACGUGCCCCCCAAAACAAGCUUAAACGCCUUGAGCCCUGGCUUACCGUGUUCCCUGAGGCACGUCGCGGUGCCUCUGUGAGCUGUGUGUUAAUAGACGGAAGUAUAUUAGAUCAUUAAAUCAAGGUAUUGGAUUAUGACCAUUAUUUUUUAAAUGAAUACAUAAAUGAGAAAUUAGCAAAUGGCGUGGCACACAGUAAGAGGGUGCUUAUUUCGCAAGACUUUGGUUUCGGCUGCAUUCACGCAUCGCUUGACAGUGGGAAUAUGUUCUGAGAAAUGAGUUGUUGGGCUGUGACCAUGUGGGUAUCACAGACCGAAAUGGGGGCCUACUGACACCUAGGCUGUCGGGUAUACACCAUCUCAGUGCAGCCCAUCGUGGGCUGCAGUGUCACUGUGCUGUGCAUGAUGGUGUGUGUGUGUGUGUGUGUGAAUAUGCAGUGUACAACAGUGUGUGUGUGUGUGUGUGUGUGAUCAUGCAGCACAUGACAGUGUGCGUGUCAUUUAUAUGAUAUCUCUGUGUGUUGGGUCGUGAAAUACA